CGCAGCAAGUCUUAACCUCGCUAAAGCUGAUUGUACUGGGACUAAUAACAAUUGUAAUGACGAGGUCAGAGGAAAAAAUGAAGAUAAUAUUGUUAGCACUGCUGCUGCAAAACAGGUGGAGCAUAGGGAGAAGCAAGUCCAGGCCAUCAAUCAUUCCACAAAACCUGCCCGCAACGUGCUCGACAAAAUUUCCCAAAGGAAUUCUGAACAUCUGGACAAGCAAAAAGUGGAUUCUAAGGAAGGAAACAAAGCAAAUGACAACACCAUCCGCCACAAACGCCCAUUCAAUGAGUUAUUUGCUAACAACCGGAAGCCAUCCAACGGCCUCAAGCUAAACUACACCAAGCCAACCGGAAACAAAGUCCACUUGGAGAAGGAUGACAUUGAUGAAGUCCAUAAGACUUGGGGAUAUUGCCUAGUGGGCUAUUUCACACAUAGACACCCCGGAAGGGAGGCGCUAAUGACAAUAUGCAACUCUUGGAAAGUCAAGUUCGAAUAUAUCCCCGACGUCAACGGGUGGAUAUUGUUCAAAUUCACUACGAAAGAGGACCGUGAUAGCGUCCUUGAAGGAGGCCCUUACACCAUCUACGGGAGAACCCUAAUGUUGAAAACACUCCCCAAAUUGUUCCGGUUCGGGGAUGAUGACACUAAAAUUGUGCCCGUGUGGGUGCAACUUCCGUACCUACCCCUUGAAUGUUGGAACGCAAAAGCCAUAGGAAAGAUUGCCUCCAUCAUUGGGAAGCCAAUCUCUACCGACAAGCUCACGGAGACCAAAGAUAGAUGCAACUUUGCUCGAAUCCUUGUUGAGCUAGAUGUGUCCGAGGAGCUUCAUCGUGAAAUUGAAAUUGAAACUUAUGAUGGCGAUAGCUUCUUCCAAAAAGUGGUUUACGAAUAUGUUCCCCCAUACUGCCAUCUUUGCAAGCAAAUUGGACACACCUCCAAAAGAUGCCACAUCUACCCGGAGGAAACCAAAGGGAAGAAGCCCAAUGUCCAAGCCGAAAAAACAAAACAAUCCCGAGCAAAAGACAACGCUAAGGCACAAAUGGAGUCAUGCCACCCCGUCACCAAGGAGAAGGAGACAAAGGUACCGGAAGAGGCCAUAGCACCCAAGGUGACUCCGGAAACCUCUAACAAGGCCUCCCCCGCGGAGAAAGAGGCCUUAGAAGAUGCUCCUAACCGGGACAAGGUGACACAGGAAAAGGCCGAAGGCAAAAAGCCCAUUACUGCUCAUUGCAACUGCAUCUAUCACUUAUCCAAAAAUAUCGCAAAAAAAUACAAGAAAAACAUUGAAGCUGUGUUUAUGGCAGCAGCUCACGCCUAUACACCUUUUGAUUUCAAUCGCCACAUGACAACAAUCCAAAAGGCAAACCCCAGUGUUGUCACAUAUUUAGAGAGCGAAGUCGGACUUGAAAGGUGGUCUCGUCUACAUUGCAAGGCAAACCGUUUUUUGACAAUGACCUCAAAUGCCGCUGAGACCAUCAACUCAAACAUGAAGGUGGCACGUGAACUCUCAAUUACACUCCUACUCGAGUGCUUAAGGGGAAUGCAACAAGAAUGGAAUGUUAAAAACAAAGCGGAGGCUGAAAAUACAUUUACAACCCUUGCAAAGCUGGGAAACAAAAUGCUUGAGGAAAACUACAAGGCAUCAAUGAUUUUCAUG
Molecule: messenger RNA, 1660 nt
Organism: Striga hermonthica
Lineage: Eukaryota; Viridiplantae; Streptophyta; Magnoliopsida; Lamiales; Orobanchaceae
Source: the annotation of a GenBank genome assembly